AUGGAUGGCACCAUCAUUCUCACUGGUGCCACGGGCGGUUUGGGCCAAGAGCUUACAAAGAGGCUCCUGAGGCGGCCCGAGCCGUAUACGCUGGUCUUCCCCGUCCGCAACAGUAAACAUGCACACACAAUCAAACUGCGGCAAAUUAUCAGUUCCCACGGCAAAAGCAGCCAUAUAACGAGCAUGCCCGAACUCAAUCUCGCCUACUUCGACUCUAUACGCGCCUUCGCUUCCGAUAUCAACAAUAAGGUCUCAUCGGGUGUGAUACCUCCCAUCCGCGCACUUAUACUGAACGCAGCUUUAUGUUUUGAGCCAAAUGGCCUUCAGUUCACAGAGAAGCAGAAGCAGAGCCAGCAUCCACCAUUCGAGAUGCAUUUUGCUGUAAACUAUCUUGCUAAUGUUCUCCUCUCGCUUCUGCUACUUGGGUCAAUAGACCAGCAGCAUGGUCGUAUUGUGUUUACAUCGAGCUGGGCACAUGAUAUCCACAGACCAGAGAAUCAGCGUUUUGGACCCAAAAAGCUGUCGUGGAACGUAGCAGACUUGGCACAUCCGGAUAUGAGCAAGCUGGACCAGGACAUGAUGUCGGAGGCUAUGAGGCGAUACGGUGCUUCAAAGCUAGCUCUUGUUACUUUUAUGCAUACCUUAAGGAGGCGUCUUGAUAGGACUCCACAUUUGGAAAAUAUUACCAUUGUUGGCGUCGACCCUGGCGCAAUGCUUCAUGAUAACCUAGCGGAAAGGGGCUCACUGGCUGACCGAGCUUUCUUAAUUCCGUUGAUUCAGCUGUAUACGCGAUUGAUAGCUCGAUAUUUCUGGCCAAACGGAAUGUUCCGCACUGCCGAGAAAUCAGCACAGGACUUGCUGAGGGUGGCGCUGGAAUCUAAGGCUUCCUGGGCUCAUCCUAAGGAGGCAUAUUUCAACGGAAAUGAGCUAGCUGAGACGGCGAUAGAGUCGAGAGAUUCGAAGAAACAAAAGGAAUUAUGGGGGAUGAGCUUGCGGUAUGUCGACUUAGAUGAGGGCCAGACAGCCUUAGCAGCUCUCUAA
Molecule: messenger RNA, 1041 nt
Organism: Microsporum canis CBS 113480
Lineage: Eukaryota; Fungi; Ascomycota; Eurotiomycetes; Onygenales; Arthrodermataceae
Product: oxidoreductase
Exons: 2
Coding region: 1-1041 (346 amino acids)
Molecular function (GO): oxidoreductase activity
Source: RefSeq, a predicted model, not a curated record